Sceloporus undulatus (fence lizard) is the source of this 4499-nucleotide messenger RNA. It is a transcript of the gene MTPAP, whose product is annotated as mitochondrial poly(A) polymerase. The transcript is spliced from 9 exons. Lineage: Eukaryota; Metazoa; Chordata; Lepidosauria; Squamata; Phrynosomatidae. Gene Ontology annotation, cellular component: mitochondrion. Gene Ontology annotation, molecular function: poly(A) RNA polymerase activity. The coding region runs from base 17 to 1723 and encodes 568 amino acids. The record is from RefSeq and is a predicted model, not a curated record.
CCACCUUUUCCCUGUCAUGGCGGCCCCCAUAGCGCGCUGUCCUUUGCCUCGCUUCUGCCGGAGGUUGUGCUUUUCACGCCGGGCUGAGCUGCGGUUCAACUCCACGGAAGCGCUGAGAGAACGGCAGGCCCCAGGCAGCGAGCCUGAUGUUGAAACUGGCACCAGAAAGAAGACGUUCAGUGAAGUCCUGGCAGAAAGACAAGAACAAGCGCAAAGGACCGUGUUAAUUAACUGUCCUUCCAAAAUCAGUGAGAAGAAACUUCUCAAGUAUUUGUCAUCUCAUGGAACUAUUAGGAAUCAUUUUUUCUAUGAAACUCAUGGUGUGUAUGCGGUUAUAGAAUUUUCUGGUUUGGACAGUAUAGCUUCGCUGCAGGAGGCCACUGGUACUCCACAGUUUGAGGAUGACUGUCCCAUUCCAUUUAAAUCUAGAAUUUUAACCUUAACAUUGAAAAAUCCACCAAGCCAAGCUUCUGAAAAGAUUCACUUCCAUAAACAGACCACUGUUCCAGUUGGAGAGCUGAUGAAUGCACUUUGUAAUUCUGACAGUGUGAGUGACCAGUUGCAAAUGCUCACAGAGAAGUAUCAGCUGACAGAAGAAAACACUAAACUUCGGUUUUUGGCUUGUUCUUUAAUUCAAGACAUUGCUGGGGCUUACUUUCCAGAUUGCAUUGUGAAACCUUUCGGCUCAUCUGUGAACACCUUUGGUAAACUAGGAUGUGAUUUAGACAUGUUUCUGGACUUGGAUGACAUCAGGAAAAAUGCAGCCAGAAGGAAAACAGGUCCUUUUAACAUUGAGUAUCAAAUGAAGAGAGUCCCUUCUCAACGAAUAGCAACACAAAGAAUCCUGUCUGUGAUUGGUGAAUUUAUUGAUAACUUUGGCCCUGGGUGUGUUAGUGUGCAAAAAAUACUUAAUGCUCGCUGCCCAUUGGUGAAAUUUUCCCAUCAGCCUUCAGGAUUUCAGUGUGACUUGACAGCUAACAAUAGAAUUGCCAUGAGAAGCACCGAACUCCUGUAUAUCUAUGGCAGCCUCGACUCACGUGUAAGAGCACUUGUGUUUGGAGUGCGGUGCUGGGCACGGACCCAUGGAAUCACAAGUAGCAUUCCUGGCCCUUGGAUUACCAAUUUUGCUCUAACAAUGAUGGUUUUGUUUUUUCUGCAAAAAAGACAGCCUGCUAUUGUUCCAACCUUAGAUCAACUAAAGGAGCUAGCUGAUAUGGAAGAUAAACAAAUAAUUGAAGGUUAUGACUGUACCUUUGUUAGUAACUUGAACAAAAUUAAGCCUACAGAAAACACAGAAACAUUGGAUGUGUUAUUGAGUGACUUCUUUGAAUAUUUUGGAAAUUUUGCUUUCAAUAAGUAUUCACUAAAUGUCCGGAAGGGGAAAGAGCAAAACAAGCCAGAAGCAUCUGCCCUGUAUAUACAGAAUCCCUUUGAACAGAGCCUUAAUAUCAGCAAGAAUGUAAAUGCAACACAGCUUGAAAGAUUUGUCAGCUUGGCCAGAGAGAGUGCUUGGCUUCUCCAGAAGGAAGGGGAAGGUCCUUCUUCAAGCCGUUCUCAGCCCUGGGGUCUGGCAGCACUUCUUCAAUCCUCAGGAAUAAGUAAUGCCAGCAAGGGUACAAAAAGGAAGAGGGGACCAGCCAGUGAAAGAAUUAAAUCCUUGUUGGACUCUUUAAAAAUUAACACCAACAUUGGGAAAAGGCCCUUUGGCACUCAGGUGUGGUAGCUGUUGCUGCAUCCUUGACACUUACAGGGGUGAUUGAUUGGCUCAGCAUCUCUCAAGUAGCCUGUUUUGUACAUGGUAUGAACUGGAGAACUAGUGCAACCUAAGAAUACUUAACUGGGGGUCAGGGUAUUAAUCUUUGCCUUUGCUCUGAUCCUGAUAGAAGACAUCCAGAUUCUUACUGGAUAAAUUUAUAUUGGAUACUGGGAAGAAAGGAAUGGACAGCAGACCUAAGAAGAGAGCAUCUAAGCUGAUCCCCAUUAACUAAGAGGAAUAAAAAUUGUACAGUAGUAUUCUCUGGGGCAGUCUUACAUCCACCAACAUGUCUGCACAGCAAAUUAUAUUAAUCAAGUACUUGUGCCCAAUUUUGUAACUGUUUCCUACAGCUAUCAAGGAUGCAAGGUGAAACAGAAUGAGCAAAAUAGAGAGGUUGCAAGUGGUGCUGUGAUCAUGGGACAUCUUGAUUUUUUACACUGUACAAGAAAUGAUUUCUGUAGGUUUUGAACAAGAACAAAUGUUGCAAAUGGCAUUUUCAUUGUUUCCUUCAUGCUUCAGUUGUUUGUUUUUUAAAAAACACCAACAGCACAGCAUUACCUGUUGAUUGUGUUGCUCCUAUUCUAGAUACUAUAAUUAUAAAAGAUUUGGGAAACUUCAUUUCUACCAUCUGAAUUACUGACACUCUCUAGAAUUUGUAUUAGCCUGGUUCAAAUGUUUCAUUGCAGGCCAUGUCACCUUUCUUUGCAUUAUAAGUAUUUUUUUAAUGAUGUGAUCCACAGAUUUGUUAUUUUCAAGUUCCCAACAUACAGCAAACAGAGUUCCUACACAUGAGAGUUCAGUAUUGUGAGCUGAGGAAAAUCCAGCGUUAUUAGGAUUUGAACCCCCAGCUUUAUAUGUCUGCUGGUAUAUGUGUUCAGAAAUGUCAUCGUUUUGUGUCUUGGGAUUUAUAUUUUUUGUAUGUGACUGCUGCACUUACAGUUUUUCAAAGUCGUGGUUUCUUCCAACCUUCCAUUACACGUCACUUCUAUUCCUUUCUUUUACUUUGGGGACCUGUCACUCUUGUCAUCGAAGUAGGUAACUGUGACAGGGCAAUUGAGAAAGCAGUCAUUUUUGCUAACAUGAAAUAAAUGAAUGGUGACUUGGCCUUUCAGACUCUGGUGAGCACCUUGUCUAAUGAAUGAUGGAACAUUCUUAAUAUGAAAUAAUGAGCAAAAUAGAUUUUCAAUCCCUCUUGAAAGCUAAGUAUUUAGUUUUUCUUAGAAUAUUUGAGUGUGCAUCUAUUUAUAUGUUGUCCUAAUGGUGACAUAUAUGGACAUAACGGGUUAACUCCCAUAUAUGUGCUUCUCAGAGAUAGGAUUUAAAACCUCCUUCCACAAGGCUCCUAUCUCAUUGUGCAACAACAGCAGAGGGAUGUCAGGUACAGGUCUGACACACUAGCCAUUAGUCAGCUAUGGAUAUGCAGCCAGGUUCAUUCCAUAUUCAAGGGAUCAAGGAGGAAGGAGCAGUCUCUGCCUUAUGAUUGAGUCAGUUAAUGGCCUGUGCCUAGCAGCCUCCCAUUGUUGUGCACUAAGAAUAUAGCUGACUGGAGGGAGCAUCAUCCACUGUCUCCCACAAACAUGAUGGCUCCACCAGUACAACGUAGAAUCUCAGCCAGUGUAUUCAACAUUUUCUGUUUCAGUCAUAUCAUUUCCUGGGUCUUUGAUUUGUUAUAUAAAUGCAGUACAGUAAUGUGAUCUUCAACUUACUUGCUGUAGAGGGCAGUGUACUGAAUGCAGAGCUGUCUUCCCUAACCUAAUUCAUUUCAGAUCUUUGGGAUUCCGUUUUGGAGUUAUGACUUAAGAACCAGUGAAUUCUUGGGACACAAUUUGCCAUUUCGGGGCAAUUGCUUUCUGUUAAUAUAUAUUUCCCCCCCCUCUCUCUCUUUUUCAAAGUUCAGUACCGGUAACUAAAAUAUUUUUUAUCUUUCUUUGAAAGGAACAUACUCCAGUUCUGGAUCAUUUCUGGUGUCCUUCGCUUUUCUAAUCCCUUUGAUAGCCUUUUUGCAACGGAACGGCCUGAACCACACACAGUACUGAAGUAUCAAGUUAUUUCAUGGUCCUUGUUUGUUUUAGUCCCUUUCCAGGCAGUUGAUAAGACAAAUGUUGCUGCCUUCAGAACUGUAGUAUGCUAAGGUAAUACUUCUAUUGAGCACCUCUCUAACUUUCUUAGCCACUAUUCAUUUCAGAUCCUGUCAGUCUACAAAUUAAGUUUCUCCCCAUGCUUGUGCAUCACUCUACACUUCACACUAAGCCUCUCUGGAUGCUUCUGGUGCCCUUCCUUAAUUUUUGAAGACAACUCUGAGCAAUCCUUUUUAUUUUCACCAUCCUGUAAGACAUGGUGGCAUCUUCAAAUUAGACCACCUCACUGUUAACCCCCAUUUUUUCAGGUCACUGAUAGAUUAAAUAGUGUCAUUCCCAGUAAAGAGUACAGUGGAAUCUAACUUCUGCUUCCCUUAUGUAAUAACUUGGGCUUUUUAAGUGCUAUCUUGAGAAGAAAGUUGGGCUAUAAAUGUAAUGACUUAAUUUUCACUCAGUACUUUAGUCUGCAGCAGCCUCCAAAUAGUCACAGUGUGUUGUCCACACAAGAUUCAUUCUUUUCCAGAUGUCUAAGAUUGGGCCACCAUCCUCCCAGAGAGAAAUGGAUCAGUUGGCCUUGCUAUGGUAUGGAUCAAGCCUAGCCUCUGCAAAUCUGUGGGGAUGCAACUGUUUGAAAUUACUGCUUCCACUAAAUUUAUUACCUGCAA